Messenger RNA from Bradysia coprophila, 2028 nucleotides. RefSeq lists its product as uncharacterized. The record is from RefSeq and is a predicted model, not a curated record. NCBI's taxonomy places the organism in Eukaryota, Metazoa, Arthropoda, Insecta, Diptera, Sciaridae.
UUGCCUUCCUACGUCGAUGUAGUUUUUUUUCAAAAAAUGGAACGAACCUGUGCGGAGUUAAAUCAUUUGCAAAUUUCUACCUUCAAGUUGAUAUCGAUUACAUCUUGUAAUGAAAUAUUCUUUAUUCGUCGCUUGUAUAAUCUGUGUGCUUCUUGGCGGCUCAGAAGUCACGAGUCUUUUGUCAAAGACAAGACGUGCUCCGCUGUCGCUGCUCAGCCCACCAACCACCACUACCACAACCGAAAAACCACUACAAGCAACAAAUACUCUAACAUCAUCCUUUUCGAAAUUGUUGCGGCUAGGAGCACCAGCCACAACUACCCCCACUCCACAGACAAAGAUAAAGGAGGUCAUACCGGAUUUGGGAUCCAUUCAGAGUGAGUUGAAUGAAAUACGUAAAAGUGCAUCAUUGGCUGCAGAAAAGCUUGCUCCAUCGCCAACAGAAAAUCCGCAUGUAAAUGUGUCUGAUCCUAACGUACCAACCCCGUCGUCGCCCACAUCAAUACCGAACACUUCAAAGCAAGUUUCACUAGAACCAUCACACGCGGAUGUUGGUAUUCCACCUGCAUCAUGUACUGAAGUUGAACUGAACUGCGUUGAAGCGCAGAGAGAUGAAAAUCAGAGUGUAGAAUCCGAACAAACCGCUGUAAAAGACACAUUUAAAGAAAAUGAUAGAGAUCAAUUUGGUACUAAAGAUGGAUCAGACAGUCAAGCAGGAAAAGGAGAUUUGAAUAUAGAGCAAACAAUGAAAAAACCUGAAGACGUUGAAGCCGUAUCAAUAAUUCCAAUUGUGACAGAUUCGGCUUCGGAAAUCAUUGAGUCAAUUUUGAACUUAGCCGAUUUACCAGUGCUGGAAGGGGAAUCAAAAAAUCCUGUCGAAAAACAUCCACUGCUGCUCAGCGAUAAAAAUGAUUUAGAAUUAUCUGCUCCUAAUAUCAUCGAUCAAAUUGAUGAUGCCACACCAAAGGAUGAAGAGGAAAAUCAAUCACUACCAUCGAUUUCCGAAGAAUUGCCCAGUGAACUGAUAAAUAAAUCAACAGAUCCUACCAUACACCCAACAGACUUGGAACUUUCAGCUUCAUCAUCCAAAGCAGUUGAGCAUACAGAUCUACAAAAACAGGACAUUCAAUUAAUUUCUGAAGAGAUUUUGCCGCUUCCCAGUUCCCCAAAACCAGAAGAGAUUAAAUCGAUAGAUUCACUGCUACCGGAAGUGGAAACAGUAAUUCCAUCUACAAUUUCAACUGAUCCAGUUAACAAACCGUUAACAGAGGCAGAAGGACCAGAUAAUGAAUCGCCAACUUUAGCAUCCUUAGAAAACACAGAAAUUAAUUUGUCAGUCAUUCCAGUGACUGAUGUUGAACCUACACAUGAAAAAGUUUCUGAUGCAGAGCAUAAUAAUUUACCCAUUCAGGAGGAUCCAUCUACAAAUCAAUUGAAAUCAGAUGAAUUGGUUAGACAUAGCGAUUAUUCAAAUACGAUACAAUGUGAAACAGACAAUGUCUCGGAGCUCAACACUUUGUUGAACUCAAAUAAUCCAACCACUAAAACAGAUACUCAAUCCACCGAUUCAGAAGACCUACCUGUGGAGUUAACAAAUCCAGUUGUGGAAACUGAAAAUAUAAACAAUUUGCCAGCGAUACCAUCCGAAACGCCUGUAGCUUCUUUGCCAGAAGUGACUCUACCACCUACGUCUGCUGUGAAAUAUGUUAUUUCAACUGGAUUAAAUAAACUGAGUUCAUCUAACUUUAAUACUGGCAGUAUGGGACUUCAAUAUCGAACGGAUCCUGUUCCUGUCGCCGGCUCACCAUUAGCCACAAGUCUUGGUACUGACAAUUCAGUGAGGGGAUUUUACAAUUUAUUUAAUUAUGGAGAUGAGCCACUCAUUGAUAUUCAUAACAACGAAUUCAAUUUACUGAAAAUAGUUAUUUUCUGAUGAAUUUGUGAAUGUGUAUUCAAUUGUGUAAAAUGGUAGUGGUAAGCCCGAGAUUUUUCCUCGUGUUCCCUACACAUUCGCUAAAUACAAUUGUU